Anopheles stephensi (Asian malaria mosquito) is the source of this 6330-nucleotide messenger RNA. RefSeq names its product 5-oxoprolinase. NCBI's taxonomy places the organism in Eukaryota, Metazoa, Arthropoda, Insecta, Diptera, Culicidae. Gene Ontology annotation, biological process: glutathione metabolic process. Gene Ontology annotation, molecular function: 5-oxoprolinase (ATP-hydrolyzing) activity. The record is from RefSeq and is a predicted model, not a curated record. Gene Ontology annotation, cellular component: cytosol. Bases 1028 to 5038 code for a protein of 1336 amino acids. The transcript has 4 exons.
AAUGAUUUGACACCCCUGAUGAGAAGGAGAACAUAGCACAGUGCUGUUCGAACAAUUUCAGGGCGGCAUCUAUUCAGACUUUAGCCGAAUUUUAUACCGUGCCGAUAGUCCUGAGGCUAUGGGGUGCUGUGAGACUUUCCUUUACGGACAGGCUCGCUAUUGUAAGUCCUUGGAGGCUUCAGAAAACCCUUUUGAAUCUCCUGAUCCGUCUGGUUCGUCCAGCAUCGUUCUGAUGUAAGGAGCAUCGUGAGGAACAGACACGUUAAUUGAGCCUAAAUUUUGUUUCUUUUUUCAUAAAUACCCACACGAAUAAUAAUUUCCCAUCAUACUUCGAACGGUGCUGCGCUCACUCAGUACAGCACUGUACCAACAACCCAAACAAAAACAGUUUUGACAGCAGCGAUAACGCAACACACAUGGUGGACACGCACACACCGAUGCACACCAAAUAAGCAGCAUCUUCGCGCAUCAAAAUAGACAGCAACAGCAGAAAGCGAGACACUGUUGCACAGGGGCACAGACAGACGGUCGAAGCAGGCCGUGGAUUUGUAUUGCGGAAAAACGGAAAAACUUUGUCUUUCAUCACUGUAUGUGCUCCGUGUGUGUGCUUGUGUUGUGGGGAAAAGUGUAUUGAAGUCAUUUACUUGGCAGCAGCAGCACACAGACGAGAGAAGAACACCACGACGCGGUCCUCGGGGUGUCCUGGAACGCAUAAUGCACAGAGACGCGCUUGGGAUGCAGUUUGUUGGUGCCCACGCGUAUUGAUGCUACACUGUUCAUCCGGACGUGAUUUAUCGAAGCUACCUCCUCCAGCGGGACGUCUACCCACCUGUGCACACUAUUAUCGAGAUUGCUUCCCUCUUGCACUGUGACUGGUUGCCUCUUCGCUAAUCAGCCAGUCUGCUGCUACGCUUCAAGUGAGCUGCUUCAGUGAAUUCUUCCCUUGUGGCCAAACGCUCGGGCUUGUGUUAGUAUCUGUGCAUAAGUGCGAGCAGCGUGUGUGUGUGUGCGUGUGUUAUCAAUCGAAAUGGACAGAGGAAAGUAUAACUUUGCGAUCGACCGUGGCGGUACCUUUACGGAUGUGCUGUGCAUCACACCGGACCGUACCGUCCGCACGCUGAAGCUGCUUUCCGUCGAUCCGGCCAACUAUCCGGAUGCACCGACGGAAGGCAUACGCCGCAUACUGCAGCAGGAAACGGGCCGUGCCCUGACGGCGGACGGACUGAUCGAUACGGGGCUGAUCGGUUGGGUACGGAUGGGCACAACGGUGGCCACCAACGCACUGCUCGAACGGGCCGGCGAUCCGGUAGCGCUGGUGGUGAACAAGGGCUUCCGGGAUCUGCUGCAGAUAGGCAAUCAGGCGCGACCCAACAUUUUCCAGCUGAACAUCCAAAAACCGGCCAAUCUUUACAAAGAGGUUAUCGAAAUCGAUGCCCGCCUAGUCCCGGCCCAGGAAGGAACCUGCCAGCUGGGUGAUGCGACCUCCGGCUGGAGAAAGCUAACCGGCGCUUCGCAGUCCACGUACCUCGAAAUGACGCCACUGGACGAGGAAGAUCUGCGGAUGAAGCUGGAAGGCGUCCGCGAAACCGGCAUCAACUCGCUCGCCAUCGUGCUCGCCCACAGUUACGCCUGCCCGGAGCAUGAGCUGCGUGUUGGACGAAUCGCGCAGGAGCUCGGCUUCCAGCACGUCACCCUGUCACACCAGGCGAUGCCGAUGUGUCGGCUGGUGGCGCGCGGCUUUACCGCCUGUGCCGAAGCGUACCUAACGCCGCACGUCGAACGCUACCUGGAUGGGUUCCGGAGCGGUUUCCGUGAUCAGCUGCGCGGGGCGGACGUACUGUUCAUGCAGAGCGACGGUGGCCUCACGCGGAUGGAACACUUCCGCGGUGCGAGGGCAAUUCUAAGCGGACCAGCGGGCGGUGUGGUAGGCUACGCGGUAACCGGAGUGCGUGACGCAGGCGAAGAUCCAUCGCCACCGCUGAUUGGGUUCGAUAUGGGCGGCACUUCGACCGAUGUGUCACGGUACGCCGGUACGUACGAGCACGUGAUCGAAAGCACAACGGCCGGCGUGACGAUACAAGCGCCCCAGCUCGACAUCAACACGGUGGCCGCCGGCGGUGGUUCGCGUCUGUUCUUCCGGUCCGGCUUGUUUGUGGUGGGACCGGAAUCGGCCGGUGCACAUCCGGGCCCGACCUGCUACCGCAAGGGCGGUCCGCUAACCGUUACCGAUGCGAACCUCAUGCUUGGCCGGCUGCUGCCGGAGUACUUCCCGGCCAUCUUUGGACCGAACGAAAACGAACCGCUCGAUUACGAAGCGACCCGGGCCGCGUUUGAAGAGCUGCGGGCGGAGAUUAACGAGCACUUGGCGGCGUCCGGUGACGAGGGCGGUCCGCGCUCGCUCGAGCAGGUCGCGAUGGGCUUUGUGCGCGUCGCCAACGAGGCGAUGUGCCGUCCGAUACGCGCACUAACGCAGGCCCGCGGCUACGAUACGGCGCGACACGUGCUGGCGUGCUUCGGUGGAGCCGGUGGCCAGCACGCGUGCAGUAUCGCGAAGCAGCUCGGCAUGGGGAAGGUCGUGAUGCACAAGUACGCCGGCAUUCUGUCCGCGUACGGGAUGGCACUGGCGGAUGUGGUGCACGAAACGCAGGAACCGUGCGGGCUGGAACUGUGCCCGGACAAUCGAGCGGCGCUGAAGGAACGGCUGCACGUGCUUUCGGCACGCUGCGUGGAACAGCUGGAAGCGCAGGGCUUUAGCCUCGCGGACGAAGGAUCGAUCACGCUCGAGCCGUAUCUGCAUCUGCGCUACGAAGGGACGGACUGUGCGCUGAUGUGUGCGCCGGACCGGGUGAUCGAGAAUGCCGAUCACACCGUGUACGGGUUCGGGGACUUUGGCCGAACGUUCCGGGAGCGGUACCGGAGUGAGUUCGGGUUCGUGCUGGAAGGUCGUCGGAUCUUGGUGGACGACGUGCGGGUGCGGGGCUGUGGCCGUGCGUCACUCUUCACCGAACCGGACAUAGCGGAAGCUACCGGGCCGAUCUAUCCGGAGAAAACGACCGUCGCGUACUUCGAGGAGGGCGGUGGGCAGGAAGCGGCCGGCCGGCUCGUUACGCCGGUGUACGAUUGUGGCAAGUUGCGGUACGGCCACCGAAUCGAUGGACCGGCCAUACUGAUCGACCGUCUCUCGACGAUCGUGAUCGAACCGGCGUCGCGAGCGAUCGUUACACGGCGUGGCGAUCUCACGAUCGAGAUCGGUGGAGGAACCAAUCGGCCGAAGGUAGACGAGCGGUUGGAUGCUGUGCAGCUGAGCAUCUUCAACCAUCGGUUCAUGAGCAUCGCGGAGCAGAUGGGCCGCGUGCUGCAGCGCACGUCCAUCUCGACCAACAUUAAGGAACGGCUCGAUUUCUCGUGCGCCUUGUUCGGCCCGGACGGGGGACUCGUUUCGAACGCACCGCACAUUCCCGUCCAUCUGGGCGCGAUGCAGGAAACGGUCCAGUAUCAGCUGAGGAGACGCGGUGGGACGCUGAAACCGGGCGAUGUGCUGCUGUCGAACCAUCCGCAGGCCGGCGGUUCCCAUCUGCCCGAUCUGACCGUCAUCACGCCCGUGUUCACCGAGGACGAACCGAGUCCGGUGUUUUUUGUUGCUUCUCGCGGGCAUCAUGCGGACAUUGGUGGCAUUACGCCGGGAUCGAUGCCACCCCACUCGACCUCGCUCGAUCAGGAAGGGGCCGCGUUCAAGUCGUUCCUGCUCGUGGACGGUGGCGUGUUCCGGGAGGAAGCCAUCGUCGAACGGUUGACUCGUCCGUCCGCUGGCUCGGGUGCGCCCGGCACCCGCAAUCUGUCGGACAAUCUGUCCGACCUGCGGGCACAAAUAGCCGCCAACCAGAAGGGCAUCCAGCUCGUGUCGGAACUGAUCGAGGCGUACGGGCUCGGCGUCGUGCAAGCGUACAUGGGCCACAUGCAACAGAACGCGGAGCUAGCCGUGCGUAACAUGCUGAAGACGAUCGCGAAGGAAACGCGCGAGCGCACGGGACUGACGGUGCUGGAAGCGGAACAGCACAUGGACGACGGCACACCGAUCCGGCUGGUGGUGCGCAUCGACGAGGCGCAAGGUUCGGCUGUGUGCGAUUUUACCGGCACCGGACCGGAGGUGAGCGGCAACUGUAACGCCCCACGGGCAAUCACACUGUCCGCGCUGAUCUACUGUCUGCGCUGCAUGGUCGGACACGAUGUGCCGCUGAACCAGGGCUGUCUGGCACCGAUCGAGGUGAUCAUCCCGCCCGGUUCGAUACUUGACCCGUCGGACGGGGCCGCCGUCGUCGGUGGGAACGUGCUCACGUCCCAGCGCGUGGUCGACACGGUGUUCGCCGCGUUCGGGACGUGUGCCGCCUCGCAGGGCUGCAUGAACAACGUGACGAUCGGUGACGACGGCUGGGGAUACUAUGAAACGGUCGCGGGCGGCAGCGGCGCCGGUCCGGGAUGGCACGGAACGGGCGGUGUGCACACGCACAUGACCAACACACGCAUCACCGAUCCGGAGAUACUGGAGCUGCGCUAUCCGAUCGUGCUGCGCCGCUUCACGCUGCGGGACGAUGGGAGCGGUGGCGCGGGUCGCUUCCACGGCGGGGCCGGUGUGCACCGGGAGCUGCUGUUCCGCAAACCGAUGACACUGUCCGUGCUGACCGAGCGGCGCACGCUACGUCCGUACGGUGCGGCCGGUGGAUCUCCCGGCAAGCCGGGCCUUAAUCUGCUGAUCCGUGCCGGACCGCGGCCCGGUCAGCCGGGCCACCGGGCGGUGAACAUUGGUGGCAAGACGGCGGUACAGGUCGGGCCGGGCGAUGUGUUCUCGAUGAAAACGCCGGGCGGCGGUGGGUACGGUGAGCCGGCGGAUGAGGAUGGGCCCGCCGAGCUGCGGUUCGGUGUGCAGCGGCAGCAGCGGCAGGAAGCGGCCGCGGCCGCCAUUGCAUCGGUCAGCGCGUCGAAAGCGUUCAUGGAGCGCGGCAGCGUGUAUGAGUACCGGAUGGCGCAGGAGUCCGUGUGAUGGCACGAGUUCGGGUUCAACUUUAACUUCUAUCUCGUGCUGAUCGUCGUGCUGCUCGUGAUCGUGAUCGUGAUGUUCAAAUAGCCCCCCGCGGGGAGUGGCGGCGGGGAGGCAGUGGGACGCCGGCCCGGCUUUCUCCUCUCGUUCGACGGUGGCGAUGGUGGCGUGUGGAUGGAGCAGAACACGCGUCAGCAGUUCGAGUAGGGGUAGCGGUAGCGGUGGUGGUUGGUAGGUUGGUAGUGCGGUUUCGUAGGUCGAGCGUCUUAUUACUCACACACUUCGGCGGGCGUAUGCAUUUUGGGGGGAAAAAUGGCCAUAUAAAGGAGAUAUAAAUCAAUAAGAACACGAUUCCGGGAUAGAAUUUAACUAAUGUCAGGUCUCGAGAAGCUUCCUUGCUAGGGAAUGUGAAGUCUCCUGGUAGGUAAGGCCCCCUGGGACACUGAAUUCUCUUGGCUGAUGAGGCUUGGACAAGGUGUGGUCACACAGACACCUAGGCCUCCUUGGUAGAUGAGAUCUUUUAGACGACUAGAUCCUGGAACUCUUGAUGGAGAGGUUUCGACAGAUAUCCCUAGUUGACCUACUCACCUCGAGCACCACCUCGUCUCUGUCCAGAUCCGCUGUCUUGAUUGGAGUUCGUGAGGAUAACGCCACCUGGUCCACGAGAUUUCUCAUCAGAUUUUGCUGAGUGCAAUAUUCUGGUGGAGGUAUCUUCGCAUAAAAGCCGUUAAAAUCAGCCUCCUUUCGAAAUGCAUACGUUACGCGAAGUCUUUUUCCCUCCUCUCAAUCCGUACCGGUGUGUUCUUCCAAUACUAUGUCAACACGUUCUUUACACGCUGGCCAAAUCUUUAGCUGACCAAUUAAAAACUCUAGACUGUCGUCCAUUCGUUCGUUCGGACCAACGUAGCCGGUGUAGCAGACGGGCCCGGGGGCGUGUGUGCGUGUAGCUUUACUAGGUUAGAAUUUAGAUACAUUUUUCGACACAUUUAGAGCUCACCACACACACACGCAUACAUACCCACUUUGUGCCACAGGUACGCUCCGUCGGUGCGGUGCGGUGGUGUGCGUGCGUGCGUGGUUUUGGUGUGUCCUUUUUGCCGUUCAUAGAACACCUUUUAGCCAAAUUUUAUACAUACACACGCACAGCAGCGUCGUAGCCAAUGAUUGCCUUUGAGGAACGUUAGGUUAACCAUCCCCCCCCUUUUAGAAUGGAUACAAUACGAAAUAUAUAUACGCCACACUUGUAUUUCUCACCAACGUAGUUGAAAUAGAAUUUCCGUGUGUGUGUGUGUGUG